Brassica napus (rape) is the source of this 1032-nucleotide messenger RNA. RefSeq names its product laccase-8-like. Gene Ontology annotation, molecular function: copper ion binding; oxidoreductase activity. The record is from RefSeq and is a predicted model, not a curated record. The transcript has 4 exons. Bases 1 to 1032 code for a protein of 343 amino acids. Lineage: Eukaryota; Viridiplantae; Streptophyta; Magnoliopsida; Brassicales; Brassicaceae.
AUGAUUAUGCAAGGACAAUGGUGGGAUACAGAUAUUGAACAACUCAAUCUACGGCCAGCUCCGAUUUGCGAGGCUUAUCUCAUCAAUGGUCUUGCCGGAGAUUCCUAUCCUUGCUCUGAGAACAGGAUGUUUAAGCUCAAGGUAAUACAAGGGAAAACAUACUUGCUACGGAUUAUAAACGCGGCACUCAACACUCACCUCUUCUUUAAAAUAGCCGAUCACAAUGUGACAGUUGUCUCUGUGGAUGCUGCCUACACAACACCUUACGGUAGCGAUGUGAUGAUCUUGACGCCGGGACAAACUGUCGACGCACUUCUCACGGCCGACCAGCCCAUUGGAAUGUACUACAUGUCGAUAAUCCCUUACCUAAGUGCUAGCUCGUUAGCACCAGCCCCUCCUAGGAAAGUUAUCAAUAGCUUAAUCGUCUACAAGGGUGCCACGUCAACCACAUCCCCAUCAAGGUCGUUGAUGCCUUCACAGAUCAAUUCAGUAUCCACCGCUCAUAGGUUCUCUUCGAACAUCACGAGCCUCGUGGGUGGACCCUACUGGACACCAGUGCCUCGCCACGUAGACGAGAAGAUGUUCGUAACCAUGGGGCUUGGCUUAGAACAAUAUGCCCUUCGGAAACCAAGUGUGCUGGUCCGUCAGAACACAGGGAUAAUCACCACAGAGAGCCAUCCCAUGCACCUUCAUGGCUUCAAUUUUUAUGUGUUGGGUUAUGGAUUUGGUAACUAUGUUCCUGCCCGCGAUGCAAAAAAACUAAAUCUAGUUAACCCGCAAAUGCACAAUACUGUUGGUGUACCACCAGGAGGAUGGGUUGCCUUAAGAUUUAUCGCCAAUAAUCCUGGUGCAUGGAUAUUUCAUUGUCACAUGGAUGCACAUUUACCGUAUGGGAUUAUAAUGGUUUUCAUAGUUGAGAAUGGACCAACUCCGGAAACAAGCUUGCAGCCUCCACCAUCAAAUCUUCCACAAUGCACACAUGAUCCGACGAUCUAUGAAUCGCCGACCACUAACGUUGGGUUAUCAUACUAG